Centruroides sculpturatus (bark scorpion) is the source of this 1665-nucleotide messenger RNA. RefSeq names its product Down syndrome cell adhesion molecule-like protein Dscam2. Gene Ontology annotation, molecular function: cell-cell adhesion mediator activity. The record is from RefSeq and is a predicted model, not a curated record. Lineage: Eukaryota; Metazoa; Arthropoda; Arachnida; Scorpiones; Buthidae. Gene Ontology annotation, cellular component: axon; plasma membrane. The transcript has 4 exons. The coding region runs from base 303 to 1007 and encodes 234 amino acids. Gene Ontology annotation, biological process: homophilic cell-cell adhesion; axon guidance; dendrite self-avoidance.
UCGUUAGAAAUUUAAAAAACUACAUUGAAAAUAUAUUUUUUCGAGUCUUACAUUAAAUAAAUUAGAAAAUAUUUGUCUGAAUAUCAUGAUGUCUUAAAUACAUUGUAUUUUGCUCUAGUACAUGUUUUAAUCGUUAUGUGGCGCACUCGAGCUAGUAAAAAGCUUUCUCUAUUACAGCAUAUACUUUUGACUGCUGUGUAUGUUAAAGUUUACCUAAUUUUUAAUGGUAUUUCUAGUAUUUCAGUUGAAGUGAGCUAAGGAUUCGGAUAUACUUGUAUAUAAGUUUUCAACCGAUCACUAAUAUGAAUAGUAAUAUUUCGUGUUAUAGACCAGUUCUUAAUAUGGCACUGCUGCAUUUGAUAAUUAUUUGUUAUUUGUGUCAACAGAGUUACAGCCAAGAUGCUCCUCAGAUUCACCCAUUCCACUUUUCUGAAAAGUUGAAAAAUGGUGAUAGAGUAAACAUUAUUUGUUCUAUAACAUCAGGAAAGAAACCUUUAAAUUUUCAAUGGAUGAAAAAUAAUAUAAUUAUUACAGAAAAAGAAAAUAUAGAAAUAUUUACACAUCCUGAGCAUUCUGUAUUAGCAAUUAAUCCUAUAAACAGUAAUAGCUCUGGAAAUUAUUCUUGUGUUGUAUCGAAUAAAUUCGGUACGACAUCUUACACAGCCAUUUUAGAAGUACCAGUACCGCCUAUCUGGAAACAGGAACCUCAAAAUAUAGAAAGUAUUAUCGGUAACAAUGUAACCAUAGCUUGUCAAGCAAAUGGUUAUCCUCCUCCUACUGUAACAUGGACAAAUAAAGAAAACCAUGUUAAUUCUUUUGAAAUGGAAAAUUCAAAGUUUUAUAAAGUUACUGUCGAAGGAAAUUUGAUUAUAACAAAUAUACAGAAAGAACAAGAAGGAAUAAUGGAAUGUUCUGCGAGAAACGGAAUUGGAGAACUGAAGAAAAUUAUCACUAUUACCGUUAAAGGUGAGAAAAGUAAAUUGAUGUUUCAUAAUAAAAAUUGUUAAUUGUCGAUAAUUAGUAAUGUAUAUAGAGGCAAUUAAGUUUAAAUAAAUGAAAUUUCAAAAAGUGGACAUUCUGAUGUGUGAAACAAUAAGUAUUUUCAACCGUUUUGAUCGGAAUCGUACACAAAGAAUAAUAUUAAUUCAAAAAUUAUUUUUUCGAAGUUUUGUACUUUCUCUAGUAAAUAUUUUCUCCACGCUGUGGCGCUAAGCUAUUUUGCUAUGAUCGUAAUGGUAGUUGUGCAUUCUUCAUUCUCUUGUAAUUUCCUGAAGGAUAUGUAUUGUUAUAUGCAAUUCUAAACGAAAGUUAUCCUUUGUAUUUGGAUUUCGACUAAUACAGAACUUUAGGAACUGUGUUAUCAAGUGAAAAUGAUAUCAUCUACAGUUUUUGUUCUGCUUUUCUAUCAUAUUUUCUGGAUUACUGUCAAAAGCCAAGGUAAGAUUAUGUUUCAUCGAAUUUUAUAAAACACAAAUAGUCUAAAUUUAAAUCUGUUAUAAUAUUGAUUCAAAUUACAUCUUUAACAUAACUUUACAGAACCUCCAGGAAUUAAUCCUUUUAAUUUUCCAUCUAAUUUAAAAAUUGGUGGAAGAGUUAGUGUUAUAUGUGCAGUGAUUUCAGGCUCAAAGCCAUUCAAAAUUUGGUGGGAGAAGGAAAGUAGAACUA